This is a messenger RNA of Colletotrichum truncatum, 771 nucleotides long. RefSeq names its product endo-1,4-beta-xylanase. Gene Ontology annotation, molecular function: hydrolase activity, hydrolyzing O-glycosyl compounds. Lineage: Eukaryota; Fungi; Ascomycota; Sordariomycetes; Glomerellales; Glomerellaceae. The record is from RefSeq and is a predicted model, not a curated record. Gene Ontology annotation, biological process: xylan catabolic process.
AUGAAGUCUCUUCAAAGUAUUUUGCUAUCUCUGCUGGCAGCCAACAGCGCUGCAGCAGCGCCUGCACCGGCAGCAGACGAAGCCGCUCCUAUCGAACUCCUGAAACAUUCCCCAGAAUUUCUCCAGCAUGUUCACGAAAUCAUAAGCGCCACUCAAGAGGAAAACUCUACUGAGGUUGAACGGAGGUCAACCACCACACUCACCGGUAGCAAGGACGGCGUCAACACAGCGGGCUUCUAUUAUUCCGUGUACAACGACAAAAAAGCCAAUGUCAAAUACACCAGUGGUGAUGACAACGGUCAGUGGAGUCUGACCUGGGACGCCCAGAAGGAGUUUCUGGCUGGCAAGGGGUACCGGUCUACCACGCCUCGCUCUUUGACCUGGUCGGGUUCAUUCAAGGCCAGCGGCGACUGGACGCUGGCCGCGUACGGCUGGACAACCAACCCCGUCACGGAAUGGUAUGUCGUCGACGCCCACGGUUCUGGCAAGCCUGGUAAUGGCAAGCCUGUCGGCACUGUCACGACCGAUGGCGGCGUAUACGACGUCUACGACCUCUACUACUCCAACGUUCCCAAGAUCUACGGCGCAACUUCUUUCCACCAGUACUGGUCUGUCCGCCGGGCGGCUCGCACUACCGGAGGCACCAUCAACAUUGCCAAGCAUUUCAGUUCUUGGAAGUCAAUGGGUCUGAAACCUGGUGCCCCUGUGUUCCAGAUGCUUACUCUUGAAGGGUUUUCCGGGUCGGGAUCUCUUUCCUUCAAUGUCGCCUAA